Messenger RNA from Sesamum indicum (sesame), 1910 nucleotides. RefSeq names its product putative WRKY transcription factor 21. Gene Ontology annotation, molecular function: DNA-binding transcription factor activity; sequence-specific DNA binding. NCBI's taxonomy places the organism in Eukaryota, Viridiplantae, Streptophyta, Magnoliopsida, Lamiales, Pedaliaceae. The record is from RefSeq and is a predicted model, not a curated record. Gene Ontology annotation, biological process: regulation of DNA-templated transcription.
CGCACCACCACUCUCCUGCUCCGUAUACUAUGUGAUGAGUAGUUUAAUUAUAAUAUUUGACAACAGUAGUAUAAUAAUCAAUUAUUUGCAGUAGCAAUUAUAUAUAUAUAUAUAUUGUCAAGGCUGUACUUUUUGUAAUGUUUUUUUUCACCUACUUGUUUGUGGGUUGCGCCAAUUUCGUGGCAAAAGCCAAGCAAAGUCUUCUGUUUCACACCUUUCAAUCUAAUUUUUUCUAUCAUGGAUGUUGAGAGAAUCUAGGGUUUGACAGCAUUUUCCUCCUAAAGUCCAACUGAAGGUCCGUUUUUUCUGACUUUUUUCUUAACCUUCACUCUUCUGCAGCCUUGAGUUCUUUGCUCUCUCUUGCGUGGUUGAUGGAAUUCUUGUUUGUUUUGGCAUUUGUUGCUAUGUGGGUUUUUGCUUCUGAUUGAUUUUUAGAUGCCCUUUUGCUCGAGUCAUGAAUCAUGUUCUUGCCUGGAUGUCUUGUGAUUGCUACGAAGAAGAGAUUAGCUUUGUAUUUUGCCAAGAAUGGGGUUCUGAGUAUUUGGGUGUCUGAUGUUUUGGUUGUUGAAGAUCUGUUCAAUCAGUAGUUUGGAGGGUCCGCCCUCUUCCCUGUUAAUGUUGCUCUGGAAUUUGGUGGUUUGGGUUUUGGGAAUUAGGGUUUUGUUUCAUUUUCUUUGAUUGUUUCUCCUUAGUUGUUUUUGGGAUUGAAGGGGGUAGCAUGGAGGAGGUUGAAAGUGCAAAUAUUGCUGCAGUUGAAAGUUGCUACAGAGUGAUUAAUCUCUUGUCUCAACCUCAAGAUCAGAAUCAGUUUAGGAAUCUAGUAGAACAAACAGGGGAGGCUGUUCAAAACUUCAAGAAAGUUGUUUCUCUUCUCAAUUCUAGUUGUGGUCAUGCUAGAGUGAGAAGAGCCAAGAAAUUUCAAACACCUUUCCCCCAAAGUAUUUUUUUGGAGAAGCCAAUCUUUAGAUCAGAUGAUCAACAUCCCAAGACGCAUCAGCUUCUUCAAACUACCCCUCUAGAGGGCAAUCAACUCCAAGAAGUUGCGUCCAAUGUAAAGAGUGAUCUCACAUUGGGAAACCCUUCUUUUGAAUUAAGCUCUCAUGGGAAGAAUCCUCUGCAACAUGUUCAUCAAACGCCGUUGCCCAAUUAUCAUUUCCUCCACCAUCAAAGGAUUCAACUUCAGCAGCAGCAGCAGCAAUUGAAACAGCAGGCUGAACUGAUGUAUCGCCGUAGUAAUAGCGGCAUUAGCCUGAAUUUCGAUAGCUCUACCUGCACGCCAACCAUGUCAUCCACAAGAUCCUUUAUCUCCUCAUUGAGUAUAGAUGGUAGUGUUGCUAAUUUGGAUGGCAGCUCCUUUCAUUUAAUCGGUGCGGCUCGUUCAGCAGAUCAAAGCUCAUUCCACCACAAGAGAAAGUGCUCUGGGAGGGGAGAGGAAGGAAGUGUGAAAUGCGGAGUCAGUGGUAGAUGCCAUUGCUCUAAGAAGAGGAAGCACAGAGUAAAAAGGUCGAUCAAAGUACCUGCUAUAAGCAACAAGUUAGCUGAUAUACCCCCUGAUGAGUACUCUUGGAGGAAAUAUGGUCAGAAACCAAUCAAAGGUUCUCCUCAUCCUAGGGGAUACUACAAAUGUAGCAGCAUGAGAGGCUGCCCUGCCAGGAAACAUGUGGAGCGGUGCUUGGAAGAGCCCUCGAUGCUAAUUGUCACUUACGAAGGUGAACAUAACCACCCGAGAUUACCUUCACAAUCAGCUAAUACAUGAUUCUUAGUAGAAAAUGCUGUGAAGAUGGGGUUGAGCCCUUGAGCAUAAUUUCUAAGACAUCUGAGUUUAGUUGGCUUGAAUUGCUCAUGUACAUAUGUUGCUUUGUUUAAUCUGAAGACUGUACAAAUGGGGUGAAUUUGUGGUCCGAUCAUUA